Ananas comosus (pineapple) is the source of this 1321-nucleotide messenger RNA. Its product is annotated as protein LIKE COV 1-like. The transcript is spliced from 7 exons. The coding region runs from base 172 to 993 and encodes 273 amino acids. The record is from RefSeq and is a predicted model, not a curated record. NCBI's taxonomy places the organism in Eukaryota, Viridiplantae, Streptophyta, Magnoliopsida, Poales, Bromeliaceae. Gene Ontology annotation, cellular component: Golgi apparatus.
CCCCCUCAGAAGUAAACCGCCCCGGUCCUUUUCCUCUCUCUGUCUGUUCGGAUCCACCCUUCCUUUCCCCCUCCCUCCUCAAAUACAGUAGCGAGAGAGAGAGAGAGAGAGAGAGAGAGAGAGAGAGCGGAAGAGAGAGAGAGAGAGAGAGAGGGGGAGUUAGUGUAGGUGAUGGGCGACGACAAGCCAUUGAGCCCCAUGGGAAGCCGCGAUAGAGAUCGAGAUAGGGAGCUCCUCAUCCCCGUCGCCGGCGACGACGACCGCGCCGGAGACGACGACUCCAAGGCCUCCGCCUCCUCCUCCUCCGCCGCCAACCACCACCUCGCCUCCGGCCGAGAGGCAUUCUAUAAGGUGGUGCGUAGCUGGGCUUCAAAAAAGUUCAUGACAGGCUGUGUGAUCCUCUUUCCAAUUGCGAUCACUUUCUACAUCACCUGGUGGUUCAUUAACUUCUUUGAUGGAUUCUUCUCGCCAAUCUAUGCGCAACUGGGAAUCAACUUAUUCGGGCUUGGUUUUAUAACUUCAAUAGCAUUCAUCUUCUUGGUUGGAGUGUUCAUGUCAUCAUGGGUUGGGGCAUCUAUUCUCAGCCUUGGUGAGUGGAUUAUCAAGCGAAUGCCACUUGUUCGUCAUAUCUAUAAUGCAUCAAAACAAAUAAGUGCUGCAAUUUCACCUGAUCAGAACACACAAGCCUUUAAGGAAGUGGUCAUCAUUCGGCACCCUCGAAUUGGUGAAUAUGCAUUUGGGUUCAUCACUUCCUCUGUCGUUCUUCAGAGUUAUUCUGGCGAUGAGGAGCUCUACUGUGUCUAUGUUCCAACCAACCAUCUCUACAUUGGUGAUAUCUUUAUGGUCAAUUCGAGGGAUGUCAUAAGGCCAAAUCUAUCUGUUCGUGAGGGAAUUGAGAUUGUAGUUUCUGGUGGCAUGUCGAUGCCGCAAUUACUUUCGACUUUGGAUCCUCACACAAUACUCGAGAAUAGGGCAAGGGCUGGUAGGAGUUAAUUCACAAGCACCGUAUUCCAUCUUUUCCAAAUUGAGUGCUCUAUAGUAGGCUAUAGAAACUUUGAUUUCUUCAAUGUCUAGGGUUAGAUUAUGAUUUUCGAUGGUGUAAUAUACUUCGACUUCUAUCUUUAAUAUACUGGAUGUUUUAACCAGCUAGAGCUUUGUACAUUAUGUAAAGGUAGUUGGAGUGGCUAACUGUUAUAUGCUGUAUGUGUUCUGUAUUGCUUUUCUUUUUUGUAUGUGGAGUUUUACGGCAUUAUUGAGCUUGGUCGGAUGUUUGUUGAUUAUUUCUUGCUAUUAAUGCGACUUUGGAGGGGUUUUUUUUUUC